CCUGCCGGGCCGCGGAGCUGCGAUGCCCUCGGACUUCAUUUCUCUGCUCAGCGCCGACCUCGACCUCGAGUCCCCCAAGUCGCUCUACUCCAAGGAAUCUGUCUAUGACCUUCUCCCAAAGGAGCUGCAGUUACCACCUUCCAGAGAAACAUCCAUAGCAUCCAUGAGCCAAACAAGCGGUGGCGAGGCAGGUUCGCCGCCUCCAGCUGUAGUUGCUGCUGAUGCUUCUUCAGCUCCUUCCUCUUCCUCCAUGGGCGGUGCUUGCAGCUCCUUUACCACCUCUUCCAGUCCUACCAUUUACUCUACCUCAGUCACCGACAGCAAGGCUAUGCAAGUGGAGAGCUGCUCCUCAGCCGUGGGGGUAAGUACCCGAGGGGUAAGUGACCAGCAGAUAACCAGUAACACAGCCCAGCAGCACCAGUCAACGCCGCGGCGCCACACAGUCCUGUACAUCUCGCCACCACCCGAGGACCUGCUGGACAACAGUCGGAUGUCCUGCCAGGAUGAGGGCUGUGCACUGGAGUCAGAACAGAGCUGCAGUAUGUGGAUGGAGGAUUCACCCUCCAACUUCAGUAACAUGAGUACCAGUUCCUACAAUGAUAACACUGAGGUGCCACGUAAAUCGCGCAAACGCAACCCAAAGCAGAGGCCAGGGAUCAAACGCCGAGAUUGUGAAGAGUCCAACAUGGAUAUCUUUGAUGCCGACAGUGCCAAAGCGCCUCACUAUGUCCUUUCUCAGCUCAGCACGGACAGCAAAGGCAACUCAAAAGCAGGAAAUGGAGCAUCAGAGAACCAGAAGGGAGCUGGAGGGAAGAAGACCCCAAUGUUGUGUGGUCAGUAUCCGACUAAGAGUGAGGGGAAGGAACUGAAGAUUGUGGUGCAGCCGGAGACCCAGCACAGGGCUCGUUAUCUGACCGAGGGCAGCCGGGGCUCUGUGAAGGACCGGACACAGCAGGGCUUUCCCACGGUGAAGCUGGAGGGUCACAACGAGCCGGUGGUGCUGCAGGUGUUUGUGGGGAACGACUCCGGGCGUGUGAAGCCGCACGGGUUCUACCAGGCCUGCAGAGUCACUGGGAGAAACACCACCCCCUGCAAGGAGGUGGACAUAGAGGGGACCACAGUCAUCGAGGUCGGGCUGGACCCAAGCAACAACAUGACACUGGCGGUUGAUUGUGUGGGAAUCCUGAAGCUGAGGAAUGCUGAUGUUGAAGCCAGGAUAGGGAUUGCCGGGUCCAAGAAGAAGAGCACACGCGCCCGGCUGGUCUUUCGCGUCAACAUCACGCGCAAGGACGGCUCCACUCUGACCCUGCAGACGCCUUCUUCCCCCAUUCUGUGCACUCAACCAGCGGGAGUUCCAGAGAUCCUAAAGAAAAGUCUCCACAGCUGUUCAGUGAAGGGUGAAGAGGAAGUUUUUCUGAUUGGCAAGAACUUCCUAAAGGGAACAAAAGUGAUUUUCCAAGAGAAUGUUUCUGAUGAGAAUUCCUGGAAGGCAGAAGCUGAAAUAGAUAUGGAAUUAUUUCAUCAGAAUCACCUUAUUGUGAAGGUGCCACCAUAUCACGACCAGCAAAUAACCUCAGCUGUUUCUGUGGGAAUAUACGUGGUGACCAACGCUGGGAGAUCUCACGAUGUGCAGCCCUUUACCUACACUCCAGAUCCAGCAGCUGGGACUCUGAAUGUUAAUGUGAAGAAGGAAAUCUCCAGCCCAGCCCAACAUUGUUCUUUUGAAGAGGCUAUAAAAGCAGUGAAGGCCUCAGGCUGUAACCUGGAGAAGGUGAACAUUCUUCCUAGUGCCUUGAUAACUCCACUCAUGCCAAGCAGUAUGAUUAAGAAUGAAGAUGUGGCUCCAAUGGAAGUAAGUGCAGAAAAACGCUCUCCCCCCACGUUCCAGGCUUCAAAUGUGGUUGGACCAACUCAACAAACAUUGGAAAACAGCAUGUCUGGCAUAUCAACUUCUGCUUCCCAUUUACCUUCUGAAAGUGAAAACCAGCAGCAAAUCCAGCCCAAGGUGUACAACCCAGAGCCCCUGACCACGAUCCAGACCCAGGACAUUUCCCAGCCUGGCAGCUUCUCAGCAGUGUCCACUCCGGGGCAGCUGCAGAACAGCGACGCGUUACUGCAGCAAGCUGCCCAGUUCCAAACGAGGGAUUCCCAGACCAGGGAAGUGCUGCAGUCGGAUGGCACAGUAGUGACUCUGUCACAGUUGACUGAUGCAUCACAACAACAACAGUCCACGCUCUCAGAGCCAGCACAGGCCUUGCAGCAGCAGAUUUCAUCGAGUAUCUUCUCAUCGGCCAGCGGCGUGAGUCAGUUACAGAACACGAUACAGCAGCUCCAGGCUGGGAAUUUUCCGACCAACACUGCCACUGGCAGCAAUAGGAACGUUGACUUGGUGCAGCAGGUUUUGGAAGCUCAGCAGCAGUUAUCUUCCGUUCUGUUCUCUGGUUCAGACAGCAGUGAGGAUGUCCAAGAUCAGCUGAACGCAGAUAUCUUUCAGCAGGUCAGCCAGAUACAGAAUAGUGUAAAUCCUGGGAUAUUUUCCUCCUCAGACACAGCUGUCCAUUCCAGAGCAGAGAACCUUUUGCCUGGGCGAGCUGAGAACGUUCACUCUCAGCCUGAGAACUCCCUGUCCAACCCCCAGCAGCAGCAGCAGCAGCAGCAGCAGGCGAUGGAGACGUCGGCGGCGAUGGUGAUCGGGAUCCAGCAGAACAUGUGCCCGGCGGCCACGCCGAUGCAGUCGGAUCUGUUCUCCUCCACAACGUCGGGGAACGGAGCCCUGCAGCAGUCCCCGGUGUACCAGCAGGCUUCUCACAUGAUGAGUGGGUUAUCAACUAAUGAAGACAUGCAAAUGCAGUGUGAAUUAUUCUCCUCGUCCCCCGGUGUCUCGGGAAGCGAGGCAGCUGCCCCUGCUCAGCAGCAGGUCUCCAACAACGGCCCUGCCAUGUUCCAGGCAUCCAAUUCUGCAGAUGGAGAAGAGGCUUCAGGACAGAGUAAGCAGAUGCAGAGCUCUGUGUUUCAAACCAUGGUUCAGAUGCAGCACGGUGGGGAAAGUCAGUCCCAGGUUAAUCUCUUCUCAUCUACCAAAACCAUGAUGAGUGUCCAGGCGAGUGGGACUCAGCAGCAAGGGGGGGGCCUGUUCCAGCAAGGUGGGGAAAUGAUGUCGAUCCAGUCAGGAAGCUUCAUGCAGCAGUCUCCACACUCACAGGCUCAGCUUUUCCACUCUCAGAAUCCUAUUGGUGAUACUCAGAAUAUAUCCCAGGAAACACAAGGCUCUCUUUUUCAUAGCUCAAAUUCCAUUGUCCACAACCAGACCAACACUAACUCCUCUGACCAACUGCAGCCCCCGAUGUUCCACUCUCAGAAUGCCAUGGGUGUCUUGCAGAGCUCCUCGGUUCCUCAAGACCAGCAGUCUGCCAACAUGUUCCUCUCCCAGAGUUCCAUGAGCAACCCUGCCACUCAGGAAGAACAGAUGUCAUUCUUUACAAGCCCAAAUUCCAUUUCUUCUCUUCAGACAGCAACAAACACUGAACAGCAGACUUCUUUCCAGCAGCAGACCCAGAUAUCUCAUAUCCAGAGUUCCAUGCUUCCCCAGGAGCAGCCUCAGACCCAGCCUGCUCAGCAGGGUUUGUUUCAGUCUCAAGUGUCGUUGGGCUCCAUCCAGUCCAGCUCCAUCCCUCAGAACCAACAAGGAGCCAUCUUCCAACCUCAGCAUUCGAUCGUUGCUAUCCAGAGCAGUCCUCCAGCGCAAGAACAGCAGCAGCAGCAGCAGCAGAACAUGAUGUUCAGCAAUCAAAGCGCAAUGGGUACCAUGGCCUCUCAAAAGCAGAACAUGAUUUUCAAUCCUAAUCAAAACCCAGUUACCAACCAGGAGCAACAAGGCCAGUCCAUUUUCCAUCCACAGACGAACAUGGCAUCGAUGAACCAGGAGCAGCAGCCCAUGCAAUUCCAGAGUCAGACCCCAGUGUCUUCUCUCCAGAAUCCUGGCUCCAACCAGGCCGAAGCACAGCAGCCAACCAUCUUCCAUAACUCGCCCCAGAUUCAGCUGGUCCAAGGGUCCCCAAGUUCUCAAGAGCAACAAGUCACCCUGUUCAUCUCCUCAGCUUCCAUGUCUGCCCUGCAGAACAGCAUGAGCCAGCCGGAGCUGCAGCAGUCUCCCAUGUACUCCUCUCAGAACAGCAUGGCAGGAAUGCCAGGAACUGCCUCUCCUCCCCAGCAACAGGCCCCUUUGUUCCACAACACAGCAGGAGGUGCCAUCAACCAGCUGCAGAAUUCCCCUGCGUCAUCCCAGCAGACAUCAGGAAUAUUCCUGUUUGGCAUCCAAAACAACUGUGGCCAGCUGCUCACCUCGGGGCCAGCCCCACUGCCAGAGGAGCUGAUGGCCAUGGGCCAGCCCGGGCAGCCCCAGGGCGAGGGGCAGGCGGCGGUGCCGGCGCUCCUGUCCCAGCAGAUCUCGGAGCCGGCGCCGCUGCCGCCGGCGAUGGCACCCAACCAGAACAUGGAGAAAAUUGAUGAUCUGCUCGUGUCCUUGCAAAACCAGGGGAACAACAUGGCUGGCUCCUUCUAAUCUGGCAAAAAUUCUGUGAAGAAAAAAACCCGACGAUUUCCCAGAUCCUCUCAGACCUUCCGACUCUGGAUUAGGCUGCGUGGAACUGAUUGCUUCUGUGGAAAAGUGGCCCUCUCUAAAGAGCACACACGUGGCCAGUGGCAGACCUGGGGCCACAGCCAUGGAAUUUGGGCUCUGUAGUGCCAAUAAUGCUGAGGAGUUAUGCUUUGUGUUACUGGGGCAUGGGAUUGGGCUGUUACCAGGUUCCUAAACCUCAUUACCGUGGGGGCUCUUUGAAUUUAAAGCAUAUCUGGUCAGUUAUUAUUGUUGUUAGAAGGUAAUCCAUGUUACCAUGUUUACUUUUUUCCCCUUCUCUUCCUUCUUCACAUCCCCUCUUUUGCCUAGGAAAGCUCAUGAAGCAGGAACAGCAGUUUCCUGUGACAUGAGCUGUGUCUCAGCUGUCAGUAAGUGAUGGAGUCUCACAAUUGACAUGGAGUGGGACAGCCAAAUCUGCGAUUUAUUAAUUGAAAAUAUUGAUAUAACCAAGCAGAGAAUUGUUGCUAUAGAUAGCCAGAGGUGAGCAAUUCCCAUCUGAGAAUGGGAUUAACAAUUUUCCACAUCUCUUAGCUGUACAUAGAGCAAGGGUUUGGUGGCUCUGCAGAAUGAAGAAAUGAAGGGGAACUUCCAGUUGCUCUUAAAAUUUUCUCCUCUAAAACAUCUUCAGCUUGUAAAGAACAUUCUGGCUGAGGAAGGAACUCCUCUGUGUCUCUCACUCUGACUGAUGGGUUAGAGCUCUGUAAAGUCUCAUUAGCUGUUCCCAAACCAGCCUUCUCCCUUUCAUCCUUUCCAUGGUUCUCCUUUUCUCCCUCAGUUUCAUACUGUGUUUUUAAAGAAAAGACAUAAAUAUCCUACUGGCUUUAAAGCUCAGAAGCAGCUUUUAGGAAUCCUUGGCAGUAAAUUGCUUAGUCAGUAGAAGCUUUGAUAAAUAAUCAAGGAGUAAGGAGGGAGGAAGCAAUUUCCCCACCACCUUCUAAAUGCAGGAAUCCCCCUUAACCUGCCAUUUUCCAGCUGUGACUGAUGGAAAUCUUCAGCUUGGCUUUACUCCAAGUAGGGGGCAAAUUGCAUCAUUUUUAAGCCUUCUUAAAACAUCACUUCGUCCUGAGCUGUUGCAUCUCUGUAGCACGUGGAGCUCAUUGCAGUUCUGAAGUGAUUUUUCCUUUUUCUACCACCAAGCCCCAAGUCUGGUUUCUAGAUUGUCGUGUUUAAUUCAGAAAUAAAUCAUUGACUAUUGUUACCGAAUGUAAAAACAACCCACUCCAGACCAUGCAGGUGUAUUGUGAGGCAUGUGAAUUUUUUGGGUGCUUCAACUCUCGGGACAGUUUGUGAUCUCUCACUAAAGCCUCGCUCAGAUCCGUGUUCUCCUCCCGCUCCCCGGGCGGCCGUAACGCCUCGUAGAGUGUAGUUGGUGUCACGUCAUUUUUCAUUUUUGUUAUUUGAAAUAACAAAAGAACAGUCUGUAAAUGGUUUUUUUUUUUAAGUUCCUCAAGUCUGUUUACUGUGUGUUUUCCCCUUGUGUGCGUAGUUGAGCCGUGUAGAGUUUUUGUUGGUUUUCCUGGAUUUUCCCUGUUUGUGGGUCUGUCACGACGUUCACUUUCUCUUUCUGUCUCUCUCUUUCUCUCUCUCAUUGAGAGGCAUUGAAUUACGUUUUCAGUAGUAAGGCUUCUUGCCGAUAUGAAGGGAACUUUUCAGAAAGAGACCUGCUCUGGGUCAUUUAAUUUUGAAUACAGUUUUCAAUCGUUCAAGUUUUGGAUGGUUUAUAUCUAAUGUGUGUUUCAUUUUUUUGGAAAGCUAUAUUUUGUAUUUAGGAAAUGGUAUAACUAUUUUGCUAUUUGUACUGAGUGAGUACAUUGGCAUAAAUAUAAAAAAUUUAUAUAUAUACAUAUAUAUAAAAUAUUCUUUUUGCCACACAUUUUUGUGGUAAAUUUGUGAGUUUGUCUGAUGUUCUACCACAACGUGGCGUCUGAUAACAGUGGGGUGGGGUGGGGUUUGUUAUGUCUUUAUUGAGUAUUUAAGUACUUUUUGCAACAUAAAUAACGUGUUCAUCUCUCGCCAUUCCAUCAGGCAGUGUUGGUCCAGCUGGCCAUGAGAAGCUUCGCUCUGUGUUCGGUGUGUCCCUUACUCACAGUCUGGGAAGGAAACCCAGAGGCAUUUAGGAUUAUACAAAAUAUGAAAUAUCGGGGUUUCCCUCAGAAUGAGCCAUUCAGCUUUUCUCCACUCUCAUUGCCUAUUUAAUAUUUUAUUAUUAGCGCCUCUGUGUUUUAACUCUUAAUUUAUAAUUAUGCUCAAACUUCAAAAAUUUUAAUCAUGACAAAACAAAUUCCCUGCUGCAUCAUGUCCAGAGCUGCUUUAACCCCAACCAGACUUUUUUCUUUUUGUGGGUUUGUUGUUUUGUUUUUUUUUUUUUCCCCUGCUAAGACAAAAUAUUAACAACAUCUUGUAAUGGUUCAUGAUGUGAAAGCAGCAGCCUCACAGCAGUGACCAAAUGCUGUGUGGGGCUCAGACUGAGAACUAUGGACUGAAACAACUUCCAGAGGGCCAUGGAAGUCCGUAGCCAGUUAUUGGAAAAGGAACUGACGGUGUUUGCAGGAUGCAUUUCCCAGGACAAGCUGCUGGGUGUCACCUGGGGCCAUCAUACACAGGAGAAGUGACAGGAAUGAUCAAUUCACUCUGUGCUGCUUCAGUUUGUUUGUUGUUCCGAAGGGGUGUAUCUGUAUGUUGGUCAAUGCCAAGUCACCAGGGACCAAUUCUCCAUGGAACAGGAUGGGUGCCCAGAAGAGAACCUCAUCCCAGGACUGCCACAGCUCCAAGGCAGUAUGUUUGAAUUGUGGGUUUGUUUGAGAUCGCUUGUGAAGAGAAGAGAAAAAGAUGUACAAAACAAACCAAUCAAGGGCUGUGCUAUCCCAGUUUUCCCUUCUGGAAACACCUCCUUUCCUCGUGUUAGAUUUACCUGUUCAUUUUAGGUCAAUGUUUAAAUGUACAACACUUUGAACAUGUGAUUUGGUUACAAAAAGUAUUUGUCUGUGACUGAAGAGGUCGCUCAGCGGUUGGCAUGUGCUCAGAGCUAUUUCAGAGGACGGAGGGAUUGGAUCAGCCAAAAAAGAGCUGAAGGACAGGCUGCAGGAUGUCACAGGAGCCACAUCUGUGUUUUACCAGAGUCCUGAGCAUUUUCUUCUGUAAUUAAGCAGUUGAGAUUGGUCGGUGGAGCUUUAUCUGCUUUGUUUGAUCCCUGUGUUUCCCCCUCUGCUCUCCCGGAGCACACGGAUUGUUGGUACUGUGUCUGGUCCCAUUGGCUGAGAAGGAAGAUCCUGAGGUUUUAGUCUCUGUAAAUCAAGCCUCCGUGGGGGGGUAUCAGAGCACAGUUUGUGGGGACAGGUGAGGAUUUAGGGAGAGGAACCUGCCAGGCACAGCCCCACGUCCACACACGUUCUCUCGGCCACUUUUACAUUGUGAGUGUGCACAAGAGACACAAAAAUCACACACCCAACACUUAAUGCACAGUUUUAGCUGAAUGUCUCCUCUGGCAGGGCCUUACUGGUGCUUUGUGCUUAAUUAGCAAGUUGUUAUUAAUUGCCUCCUCACUGCCUGAUCUUUCAGCGAGCCAAAUGCUUUGCUCUUAUUUUAACACAAAUCUAGUUCAAGAAGCAAUUCCAGGCUGGCAGUUCUGAAGUGGAUAUUGAAUCUCCAAUCAUUUAUUAUAAUUACCUCUAAUCACUGACAGGGUGGUUGCUUCCCAUGUAGUUUUAAGAUAAAAUAAGGCCUGAGCAGUUAAACAUUGGCAGGUUUUUCACUCGAAGUGCCAAGUCUGGGCAGCUCUGUCAGUGGACAUUCCCCUCAUUUGGAUAAGUUGCAACUUUGCAACUUUUUUUUUUUUUGAAGUUUGUAUUGAGAUUUUGAUUUAGGAUCUAAUUUUUAAAAGGAAAACGUGUCUGAACAGUUUUUUAUUCCUGAUUUCUUGUGCCCCUACUUGGAAAACUGUUUGGUUCCUUUUCUAGGGGCAUGGCAUGAGAGGAGUGCAGGGAGCACUGUCUGAAUGGGAGAAGCAGGAACAAGGAGAGGGAAUUGCUUGGCAUGCUCUGAGCUGUAGGUGGAAGAUGCAAAGAGGAAAUACUGGUGACUUCUCAUUAGUGUAAAAUUGACUUUCAAGGAGUCAGUGGGUUUUGUGGUCCAGAACACUGGGAGCAGCUCUGUUCUUUAGAAACUAAAAGGAAACAGCACUGAGAUGCUGUGUUUUUUCAAGGGUUUUGUUUUAAUUUGGGCUUAGUUAGUCUUUUGGGGCAGAUUGUUUGUGCUCAGCCCAGUUAUGCCAGUUGUGGUGCCCUGUGCAGGGAGUCUGUGCCCACUGCUCCAGGAUGAGCAAGAGGGUCAGGGUUGGAAAUGGGAUAAAUGUGUUUAGAUACAAAGAAAAAUACAGCAGGGGGCAAACUCCUGUAAAAGGGAACUUGUAAAAUUCUCUAGUGGAGUGGGGGGCUCAGAGGGGUUACACAGGAGGAGAGGCUUUUCCUCUCACAUUCUGUAUAGGAAUGUAAAUAUGCACUGCCUGUAUAUUCUAGGAUUAUAUAUAUGUAUAUAGGGAGUCAUAUCUAUUAUAUAUAAAUAACUAGACACAUGCAUAGAAUACUGUUAUAUUUACAUUUUUAUAAACAUGAAAUAAUAUUCCUUUUCCUUAGUAGGAGGUUUUUGUAGUCACUCAUGAGUAGCUGUCUCAGCACCUCUCAGUCCUGUAUGUGUGGCCCUGUUGGUAAUGUGACUCCAGAAUUUGCUUUGCUUGUGAAUGUCACUGAAAUCUGUGGGUUUGAACAGCUGUGGCCACUUUUGUAUUUUUAUAUCUUUUUAUUAAUACUUGCAGAUAUGGGUUAGAGUAGAACUGACAAGCAGGUGGAGGCCUGUCUGAGGAUGGGCUGUGGAAGCGCAGUGGCAGCACAGGCUUCCUGCAUCCCUGAGCUCCUGUCUGGCUUCCUUUGAGCCCCUGCAGGACUUUUCCCAUUCCCAAUCUCCCAGCAGCUCGUGCAGACAGGGAAUGGUGGUGGCUGUGCUGUGGAGGAGCUGGGCUCACACCAGUCAGAUAUGUUGGUCCUUGCUGGGUAGCGAAGGGGCCCUGUUGCUCAGCUGGCUGUGUUGGGUCAGGGAGGA
Lepidothrix coronata (blue-crowned manakin) is the source of this 9730-nucleotide messenger RNA. RefSeq names its product nuclear factor of activated T-cells 5 (gene NFAT5). Gene Ontology annotation, molecular function: DNA-binding transcription factor activity, RNA polymerase II-specific; RNA polymerase II cis-regulatory region sequence-specific DNA binding; transcription factor binding. The coding region runs from base 23 to 4561 and encodes 1512 amino acids. The record is from RefSeq and is a predicted model, not a curated record. Gene Ontology annotation, biological process: cytokine production; calcineurin-NFAT signaling cascade; regulation of transcription by RNA polymerase II. Gene Ontology annotation, cellular component: transcription regulator complex. The transcript is spliced from 14 exons. NCBI's taxonomy places the organism in Eukaryota, Metazoa, Chordata, Aves, Passeriformes, Pipridae.